Molecule: messenger RNA, 1753 nt
Organism: Labeo rohita (rohu)
Lineage: Eukaryota; Metazoa; Chordata; Actinopteri; Cypriniformes; Cyprinidae
Product: H-2 class I histocompatibility antigen, Q10 alpha chain-like
Exons: 9
Coding region: 102-1397 (431 amino acids)
Biological process (GO): immune response
Cellular component (GO): external side of plasma membrane
Source: RefSeq, a predicted model, not a curated record
GGAAUUUUUAUAUACUCACCUGUCGGACUGGUCACAUUUUAACAGAAGCCGUCGAUUGAGAAACACACAGAGAGGCUUUGAAGCCUUAACAGGCUUUAAAAAUGGGAAUUUUCACCGUUUUGUGUGCGCUGGUUCUGCUCGGUGCUGCUGUUCCCGCCUGGAGUGAAAAACACUCCCUGUACUACAUAUACACAGCUUUAUCCAAACCUGUCGAGCGGCCGGGCAUCUAUCAGUUCACUGCUAUGGGUCUGCUGGAUGACAGAGAGAUUGACUAUUACAAUAGUGAGAACCAGAGAAAGAUUCCCAGACAGCACUGGAUGAAAGAGAAAAUGCAGGAGGAUUACUGGGAAAAAGGCACCCAGUCCAGAAAGAGCAAAGAACAGUGGUUUAACGUGAACGUCGACAUUCUGAUGAAACGAAUGGGACACAAUGAUUCAGAUGUUCAUGUUCUUCAGUGGAGACAUGGUUGCGAAGUUGAGAAACAGGGAGAUGAAGUGAAGUUUUCCAAAGGCAUUGAUGAGUACAGCUAUGAUGGAGACAACUUCCUGUCUUUUGAUGAUAAGCAGUCUCAGUGGGUCGCCCCAGUUGAUGCAGCUGUUCCAACCAAGAGGAAAUGGGAUAAUGUGCCCAUCCUAAACCAGUACACCAAGGGCUACCUGGAGAAAGAGUGUGUGGACUGGCUUAACAAAUUCAGAGACUAUGGAGAUCAGGAGCUCAAACAUGGCUCUCCUCCAGAAGUUGAUGUGUUUGCAAAAAGGUGUACCAGUGACAAAACCAAAGUGAAACUCACCUGUUUUGCCACUGGCUUCUACCCCAAAGAUGUAAUUUUGACCAUAAGGAAAUAUCGCACACCCUUGCCUGAAGAUGAGGUUGAAUCCACAGGAAUCAGACCAAACCAUGAUGGAAGCUUCCAGCUGAAGAAGAGUACAAUUAUCCGGGAGGAUGAAAAAGCAGAAUAUGAUUGUUUUGUGCACCACAGAACCCUCGAAGUACCAGUUAUCACCAAAUGGGAUGGAAAAUGCAAGGACUGCACACAAGAGACUUUCUUGGGUAUGGCGAUUGGAGCAGCGAUCGGAGGCCUGGUUGUGCUGGGAGUCGGUGGAUUGGUUUACUACUUAAAAUGGAGGAGAAACAGACAACAGAAUGAUAGUGACACAACAAGGAGCAGUUCGACUGGUUCUCAGGAUAGAGUAAUCCAUUGUGCGAAUCUAACUGAGUUGCCCAAUACGGAAAUAACAGUACCUCAGCACGGUUCUGACACUGACUCUGGACAAGGAAGUGGUGAAGACAGUGCUGCUAGCUCUCAGGAGGCAGUGAACCUCUUGAUUGGGAACUCCAAUGGUCAAAGUCAAAAGCCUGCAGAAGCACAAUCACUACUAACAAAGCCUUCAGAGUGAGAAGAUCACUGAACAUUUGAUCUGUGGUAUUUGUCAUUGCCAAAUCUGACAACCCUGACAAUCAUUAUAUUUUCUGAGGUUGCUUGUAGUUGAAUUAUAAAUGACUUUCUCUAUCAUUUUCAUGUAAUCUGGAUUUUUUUUUUAACUUUGCUUGAGAGAAUGAUGUUUUCAGACUUGUUAUUGCUACUUCUAAAGGGCCAGGGAGGACACAUCUUCAUUGUUUUGAUAUUUUUAAUACCAUCAUUAAAAAAAUUCAGAGAUUUAGUACCAAUGAAAAUAAUCCAGCCUAUACUUGAGAAAUGACCUCAUUUCCUAAUAAUUAUUUUGAAUAAUAAAAAGAGAUAUGUUCUCUUGAA